AUGCUCGGUGGCAUGGAUGUGAGCUACUACCAUGGCAAUCCCGCGACGGCGCUCCAUGGCGACAUUUGCUCUCCCGUUGCCACCAACCCGACAUGGAACGAUCUCGACUCUAACGCGCGAGCAACACUCGAGCAGGAUGGCGGCCCACUGUGGCAUGACCUGGUGAAGGUUCUGCAGCCGCAUAUCGUGACGCUGUCCGUUGCCCGACGCCAUCUACGUCGCAUCAAAUUCAGCCCGAUAACCGAUCAGGCGGACCUCCAUGUCUUCGAGUCAACGACAGAACGGCACUUGCUGAUGUUCUCCAAAGUUCUGGUAGCCAACCGGGGCGAAAUCGCGGUCAGGAUCAACCAGACGCUUCGCGCCCUGGGAAUCGCCCCGGUGGCGGUCCAUUCCGAUGCUGAUGCCGGCGCUCCUCAUGUGACCACGGCAGAGCAAGCCGUGGCCCUGCCGGGCAACACCGCUGAAGAGACCUACCUGAACAUCGGCACAAUGGUGCAGGCCGCCCGGGACUGCGGAGCCGAUGCCGUGCACCCGGGUUACGGCUUCCUGUCGGAAAAUCCGCAGUUCGCCCGGGCCUGCCGGGAGGCGCAGCUGACCUUCAUCGGGCCAACCGCGGAGAGCAUGGCCGACUUGGGAGACAAGCUCCGUUCCAAGGAGAUUGCCCGCCGCGCCGGUGUGCCGGUGGUGCCCAGUUCUCCGGUGCCGCCGCGGGCGGCGGUGGCCGCGGGAUGCGCCUGGUCAAACGGACGACGCGAGUUGGACGCUGAUAUGGAGGCAGCCGGCCGCGAGGCCCAGGCCGCCUUCGGCGACGGCCGCGUGUUCCUCGAACGAUACGUUGCCAACCCGCGUCAUGUGGAAGUCCAGGUGCUGGCCGAUGGCGCCGGCCACACCAUCCACCUCGGCGAGCGGGAAUGCAGCAUCCAGCGCCGCCACCAGAAGAUAAUCGAAGAGACUCCAUCCCCGGCUCUGACGCCCGACCUGCGCCAGCGCAUGGGCGAUGCGGCCAUCGCCGUGGCUCGGGAGGCGGGAUACGUCAACGCCGGGACCGUUGAGUUCCUGCUGGCCCCCCGCAGCGGCGAGUUUUACUUCCUGGAAAUGAACGCCCGGCUCCAGGUGGAGCACCCGGUCACCGAGGCCGUGCUCGGGUUGGACAUGGUGCAGUGGCAGGUCCGCAUUGCCAGCGGGGAACCCCUGACGCUGCAACAGGAGGACAUCCAGCCCCGGGGCCACGCCAUCGAGUGCCGCAUCUAUGCCGAAGACCCCUACCGCGACUUCGUCCCGUCCACCGGCACGCUGCUGCGUUGGCGUCCCCCCAGCGGGCCGGGGCUGCGGCUGGACAGCGGUGUGGUUCAGGGCCAGGAAGUUUCCAUCUACUACGACCCCAUGCUGGCCAAGCUGAUCGCCUGGGCGCCGGACCGUGAACUGAGCCGGCGCCGGAUGGAUGUGGCCCUUUCCCAGUUCCUGGUCCUGGGCGUGGUGACCAACAUUCCCCUGUUGCGGUCGGUGCUGGGACACCCGCAGUUUCAGCGGGGACAGUACGACACCGGCUUCCUGGAGUGGAACCCAGCGGUCACCAGGCCAGCCAUGACCGAUGAAUCCCGCAUGAUGGCCCGGGCGCUGGGGGCGUGGGCGGCAGGCCAACCGGUUGGAUCUUUGGCGCCCGUGGUCGGGUCGGAUGGCCCGCCCAACGUCAGCCCGUGGCGGUCCGCUGGGGAGCGGAGGCUGCCGUGA
Molecule: messenger RNA, 1731 nt
Organism: Geodia barretti
Lineage: Eukaryota; Metazoa; Porifera; Demospongiae; Tetractinellida; Geodiidae
Source: the annotation of a GenBank genome assembly